Molecule: messenger RNA, 1704 nt
Organism: Boleophthalmus pectinirostris (great blue-spotted mudskipper)
Lineage: Eukaryota; Metazoa; Chordata; Actinopteri; Gobiiformes; Gobiidae
Gene: notum1a
Product: notum, palmitoleoyl-protein carboxylesterase a
Exons: 10
Coding region: 76-1587 (503 amino acids)
Molecular function (GO): hydrolase activity
Source: RefSeq, a predicted model, not a curated record
GGGAACGGAUAAGUGUUAUCCAAAACCGUGCGCAAUUCAACCUGUUUACACAUUUGUGAAGCAGCUGGGAGAACGAUGCCAAAAGCCAACCCAAUGACAGCCUUUAGAGUGCUUUCGUCUUCUGUGCUGAUGCUGGUACUGAUGCAGUCCGGAGCUUUUUGCGCACGGAGGUUCCGUGGUGGCCGCAACCCACAACCGCGUCGCUCAUCACCGCCUCCCACUUACCGCGCGGACCGAGGGGAGGCCACCGAGAGCUUCCCGCUGGAUUUCACCGCAGUUGAAGAGAACAUGGAUAACUUCAUGACGCAAGUGAAGAACCUGGCGCAGUCCCUCUACCCUUGCUCUGCGCAAAAGCUCGACUACGACAUGAAGUUAAAUCUUUUGGAAAAUACAUCAGUCACUUGCAACGAUGGAAGCCCUGCAGGAUAUUACUUGAAAGAAUCUCGUGGAAGCAGACGAUGGCUGAUAUUUUUAGAAGGUGGAUGGUACUGCUUCAACAAAGAAAACUGUGACAGUCGGUAUGAGACCAUGAGGAGACUGAUGAGCUCCUCAAAGUGGCCCCAAACUAAAACAGGUACAGGAAUCCUGUCUCCACUCCCGGAGGAAAACCCUCAUUGGUGGAACGCAAACAUGGUAUUUAUUCCAUACUGCUCAAGCGAUGUGUGGAGUGGUGCCUCGGCCAAAACAGAACAAAGUGGCUAUGCUUUUAUGGGAUCUCUUAUUAUUCAAGAAGUGGUAAAGGACCUCCUAAAUAAAGGUCUAGAAAAUGCAAAGGUUCUUCUUCUUGCAGGAAGCAGCGCUGGAGGUACAGGAGUUCUGCUGAACGUAGAUCGUGUUGCAGAGCUUUUGGAAGGAUUGGGGCAUACUUCUAUUCAAGUUCGUGGUCUUGCAGAUUCGGGAUGGUUCCUGGAUAACAAGCAGUACCACUUCACUGACUGCGUGGACACAGUCAGCUGUUCCCCAACCGAGACCAUCAAGCGAGGCAUCAAAUACUGGGGAGGAGUAGUCCCAGAGAGAUGCAGAAAAAGUUAUGAAGGAGAGGAGUGGAACUGUUUCUUUGGUUACAGAGUCUUCUCAUCAAUAAAAAGCCCAGUCUUUGUGGUGCAGUGGUUGUUUGACGAAGCCCAGCUGACAGUGGACAACAUUCAGCUGACAGGCCAACCUGUGCAAGAAGGACAGUGGCGUUACAUUCAAAACCUGGGAAUUGAACUGAGGAAGACACUGAAUAAUGUCCCGGCGAUGUUUGCUCCUGCAUGUCUAUCACAUGAAGUAAUCACAAGAACGUACUGGAUAGACAUACAAGUGAAAGGAACUUCUCUGCCCCGCGCUCUGCAUUGCUGGGACCGUAGCCUCCAGGACCACCGGAACAACAAGGCUCCACCCAAAGGAUGUCCUGUGCAUUUGAUUGACAGCUGCCCAUGGCCUCACUGUAAUCCCACCUGUCCCACCAUCAGAGACCAGUUCACUGGGCAGGAGAUGAAUGUCAUCCAGUUCCUUAUGCAUAUGGGCUUCGACGUGCAGAAGAUGGCUCAGCAACAGGGCAUGGAUCCCAGUAAACUUCUGGGGAUGCUCAGCAGUGGCAGCUAAAACGAAAACAUAAAAACAGUUUCCUGAAGCUAAGUCCGCAGAGGGCUCGCUGGUCUUCAUGGCCAGUUUUUAUAACUGAUACCUCCAACUUUUUGUCAAAACUAUUCUUUUAUUGGC